AUGUCGGACGUGCUGGCCGUCGCUGCCGGCUCCCGGUUCGAGCCCCCGACUGCCGGGGCGCCGGGCGGCUUCGGCGGCGCCGAACUCUCCUCGGAAAAUGAAGCCGCAGCCCAGAGGACGGAGCCCGAAGAGCAACGGGGUGAUGGCUCGGAGCGCAGCGCCUCGCCGUGCGGGUUGCAGAUAGGGUCAUCUGUGAGUGCAGACGUGAUAGAAGAUUCAAAGGAAGACAGUUGCACUUUGGAGGACCAGAAAGUGGCUGAAGCAGAAGAGAAGCUGCCUGACCAAAUCCAGUCCACUAAAGAGGAAGCUCUUGUUCGAAUGACCAAGUACCACAUACAUCAAGGAGCAGGGGAUAUAGUCAUGAUUCAGUCAGAUCACACUGGUGCUGUGGAUAUCCUUUCAGCUGAGCUGGAAACUGCAGACCUCCUUGGAGAGCAGAGAAAAGCUCAGCCUCCCCCUCUGGCUCCACCUACUACAUGGACCACAGGGAAGGUGAAGGAAUUCAAAGCCAAGAUGGAAAAAGAGAAGAGUGCUAGGAUGGUGGUGAAACGAGGCGAAGUGGUGACAGUCCGUGUGCCAACCCAUCCUGAUGGGAAACGUGUCUGCUGGGAGUUUGCGACAGAUGAUUAUGACAUUGGAUUUGGAGUCUAUUUUGACUGGACCACUGUUACUAGCACUGCCAUUACUGUUCAGGUCAGCGAAUCCAGUGAUGAGGAGGAUGAAGAGGAGGAAGAGGAAAUUGAAGGACUUGCCCCUGUUGGUGAUGUGGAAAGGGGCUCCAAAAGCUCUCUGCGGAACCGCUAUGGAGAAAUCAUGCCUGUGUAUCGAAGGGACAGCCAUCGGGAGGUGCAGGCAGGCAGCCAUGACUACCCGGGCGAGGGCAUCUACCUGCUGAAAUUUGAUAACUCGUACUCUCUCCUCCGCAAUAAGACUCUGUUCUUUCAUGUCUUUUACACUAGCUGAAGGGGUGGGAAGGGGCAGGGAUGGCAGACAGGAGGUGGUGAGCAUAGCAGGCUGCCACCCAGCCCUGAUACUCCAUGAUGAGCACUUCUGUGUGACAGAGCAAAGGCACAACUCUGCUAGCGACUCUUCAGACACAACUUGGUUUCUCCCCACGCCCUCCUUUCCAGCUAUCCUGGUGGAGAAGAGUGGUUGUGACUGGUUGUUCACAGGCAGCUGUUAUUUGUAUGAAACUUUGGGAGUCCUGCUCUCUGUAGGUAUAGUGUUGGGCCUUCAUCAUAGCCAGUAAAUGCCCAGAGGCCAGGUGCAGCUGGUCUUGGUUUCUUUCCGUUGCAGUGGUACAAAAUGAAGUCAAAGUGUUCUUCAUCUGUUGCUGUUCUGUAAAUCUUCAGGCUCUUCUGCUGUAUCUGGAUCACUAGAGGGCAGCUAUCAGCUGCAGAGAGGCAAAAACAUGUCUGGCUUGUCACCAAACCACUGAUAAACUUAUCACUUACUGCCACUAUGUGUCACCAGCUGCCAGCACUUCCUUUGUUCCUAUAUGUGGGGAUGCAGCGUGGCCAUGCUACAAUAGCCAGCUCCAACCUAUGGUACCCAUGUGUUAGAGCAAAGUGUGUGGGGCUGGGGAGGGGAGUGCACAAAUAGAAGUUCAUAGGAAGAUUUUCCUGUGGAUCAAGAAUUAGAUAUUGCAUCUGUAGAUUAUAGAGAUAUAAAAAUUAUGAUUAAAUCUCCAGUGACCACAAAGUUUUUUUGCUUUUUUUUUUUUCCUGUAAUCCAGAUGUAAAAACAGAAGAAAUGGUUUACUGCUGUAUUGAAUAAAUAUGAAAAGGUCGGGAUACGACCAAGAAAUAUAUAAGAAGUGUUUCUUUGUAGCAGCAUGUUGAUUCACUGGCAUUGCUGCCAGCUGAAUAAUAGCAUAUAUAGGAAGGAAGAUGCUCCCCAGGGAAGCAUAGUUUCUCAGCUGCUAUUGCUGUUACAGAGGUGUUGUUGCAAAAGAGCAGAAACUCAAAAGGGGUGGGAUUUUCCCAGUCCUUUCUGUAAACCAGAAUGAGCAAGUCCAGUGCUAGCCCUGAUCAUGUGGUGAAGGAUAGAGUUCCUUGACAUGUUUUAGUGGCUAUGAUAGCACUUCCUGCUUGAGUAUUGGCAGAGUUGAACAAGGAUUAUGUUAAUCCUUCAGAGAUGAGUUUUAAAUCACAUUUAUCAGCAACUGUUGUUUAUUUUAAUACUUAAAAUCAUGCUCUUUUUAAGAAUAGUAAUGUGUUUACGCUUUGUUACCUCUUUGCAGACACAGAAUGGCUUUUUGCAUGGUGAUGCUAGUAGAAUUCUGAGUUUUAAUUUUUAAAUCCUCCAGGUAAGGCACCUCUAUUUGGUCCAUUCCCUUUAUUGAGGGGGAUUGAUGAAGAAAAUGAUUUUGGGGUAGUUAAGACCAAAGAUUUCACUGUACUAGGAAGGCUGUAUAUUUCCUCUUAUGGCUAUAUUGUAAUGCUGUGGAACUUUCUUUAUGUUCAAGCUCUUCUUCUAGCUGUGAUUACUUAUUCGCUGCCCCAGAGCACUUAAUAGGUCAAAAAGAUGUGUGUGAGAGAGAGAUGUUUAUAAUGGAGCAGCCCAAGCUUGGAGCAGGAAGAAGGAAAACCAGAAAACUGGUUGCUCCAUGGGUGAGCAGACAGGAACCAGAGCUGGCCAGGGUAAGGAGCAAGCUGGUGCUAUUCUGGGCCUUGAGUUGGAAGCCUUUCUCAAAGGAGAGAGAGGACCUGGCCACAGGAGAACUGCAAAGCUGUCCCUCAAGCAGAGGGAAAGGGCAGCCUUAGGGGGAGGUAGAACAGUAAGACUUGGUAUCUGUCAUAGUAAAGUGAUUUUUAGUUUAGCAUCUUGGGGAAUGUUGUUUCUUCCUUUUUCCCCCUCCUGGGGAGAUGCAGAACCAUCUUGUGGUGUAUGUACAGCGUUUGAAUCAGGCCUGAGCCACUUGCAUAGGGCUUCCCCCACUCCCUCCCCCUUUUUUUUUUUUUUUUUUUUUUUUUUUUAACCCUUUGCCCUUGAAGUUCUUUGACAAUAAGAAGGUAACCUUUAAUUGACCAAAAAUGUCAGUGCUGCCCAAUGCAAUUACUGCCUUUGGUCCUUUCUGAUGUAACCUGCAGGGCCCUACGUGCACUUGUUGGCUAAUGUAUGAGACACUGUGGCACCUGAUCCAAUUUCUAAUUAGGAUUUAUUUAUGAUAAAGGGAAUUUUGACCUAUGCACAGCAAUUGUAGAAAAUUUAUCCUGAUCCUCAGUUUCACAGCGUUCUGUGGGAUACUGUUAUUGCCACUAUAUAAAUGUUUCUCCUAUAAUGUGGCCUUCCUAUUGCUAAUUCACAGCCACUUCCCCUCUCAUUGUCUGUAUUUUGAUCAUAUCCUCAUUCAAAAUACAUAUUUUAAUCUUGUAAGAUGAGAAAAGGACCUGCCUGACUACCAGUUCUGGUCGCUUACUGAAGCAAAUAGUAUGUGCAAGGUAUCAAGGUAACUUGUUAGUGGUUUUAGUGAAGACAGAGUGUCUUGUAGGUGAUGAUCCUAUUGCUCAGUUCUAGCUUUCUGAAAUGUGGACCAACCUUUUAAUAAGGCUCAGGUCAUUUGUUUGGAACUGUCCCCAUCUCUUAGUCUCAUUGACUUCAGCUUAACAGAAGCAUUGAAUCAGGCAUGUUAUCCCAAUCUGUAUGUGCCUGUCCUGCAAAAACAUUACGCCCUUAAACAGACUUGGAACUAAAAGUAUCUAGUAUCACACAUCUAGUAGUGUGUAUUAUUUCACUGCUUAUGCUUUCCAGAAGCAUGUGGUAUCUCUUAUGAACACAAAACAGUUUUUGGUAUAGAAUGUUUCAUAUGCAGGAAACAGAAGCUUUACAGUUGCACAGGAUAAUUACCCUUGGUGUAUUCUUUAACUUUUACAUCACUUAAGUGUUUCUCAGGUCUUAAAGUAUCAUUCAUUAUCUAAGUGACGACUCCUUUUAGGAAGGAUCUGUAGUCUUUAUUCGUUCUCUGGUAAAUCUCCUAGCUUGGAUGCAAGGCUAGUGAUCAACAGUGGCCACUUGCAUUCGGAAUUGAACUCAUAGUUGUUCAAAGAAGUAAUCUCCUUAUUUCUUGUGUCCUUUUUUCUGUUAUCUGUGUAUCCUGGACUUGUAUCUGAUCCCGCUGUCUGCUGAAGCAGUGAUGGAAGCCAUUUUUGCUCUAAUUGCGAACUUGUGGAGCUAAAUGUUGGGUUUAGAAAGAAAAAUGAAUUUAGAAGGCAUUUUCACUUCAUUGAUUCACAACUUGAUUAAGGAAUAAGCUGCUUCUACAUUUUGUGAAGUUGUUUUGGUUUUUUUUUUUUUUUUUUGCUUUUGUAAAAGCACAGAAUUGUUUUCCAGUUUGUUUUGAAUAUGACUUAGAGACAUAAAACAAUCCUGUGGCGUAGGAUUUGCAUAAAAAUUGGGUUGUAUAAUUGUCCAUAAUAAUAGUAACAAUCCAUCUGUUGGGUAUUUUUUAAUGUCAAAGCAGGUAAUAAGCUAUCCAUUGUUUUAUCUUACUCUUCUCCCUUAGCACUAGUGUAGCAGCAGGAGUUGAAAGUGUACGUGUUUCACUGAGGACUGAGAGUUAAAAUUGCUUAAGUCAGGCACCCCUUGUACUGUUUUAAUUUGCUAACCAACUCUGGAGGCCCACAUUAAAGGUAUUGGUGUCAGAUAUAGGCUAUUCCCAAAGUAAUAUUUGGGACUCAUUUAGUAGUUAUCUACAUUAAUACUACCACUAAGCCACUUACAUGAACAGUAAGAUGAAAGUGUGUGCUUAAGGAGAGAAGGAGCUUAACUAACUGAUUUGAGGUACUAAGACAAAAUUUGAGUUACUAUGCAACAGUCUGAAAGGUUGCCAGAUUCCUUUCUUUUUGUUCCUAUCCUGUGAACUGUCUCCUUGUAGUUGUGUGCAUAUAGUCGUGUAUUGCCUGCAGUGGGGCCAGUUGUGCUGCUGGACUUGAUAGGGUAGACUGGAGGUGACCCUUGUCACGUGUCUAAUUGCUGAAAGAGGUACUUGUUCUUGUGAGCUGGAAACUGGGGGUAGAGAAUUAAUCUCUAAAUGAGUUCACUUUGUCCCCACUGCUUGUACCCUUCCUUCUUGUCUCACUACUUGCUAGUAUGCUUUGCAGAGGAUUUAUCACAAGGUGCCUUAGGAGCAAGGAGCAUGUCUGAAGUAUGAGCCACAGAUGUCAUUAAUCCAGGGGUUUUCUUCUUGUUUCUCUGCCUAUUUGAGUAGGGUUGAGGCACUAAGAUCAUGUAAUAAGAGAGUCCUGGUUGGCUGUCCUAGGGAUUUAAGUUGUUCAUUAGUCUGCCUUGUUGCUGUAAGAUGAGUAGUAAAAUUGUUAGUUUCCUGGCACACUAACUAAAGUUUUAGAGUGAACAUCAAAUGUUGGAGUUCAAACACAUCUUGCUAGGCCAAGAAUUUCCUGUGCAAUUAUUCCGCAUUUGCCUCCAAAGAGUCUCUGGCAUUUUAUUCUGAAACACUCGUGCUAAUGCAGCUGAAGACAGAACAUCAGGCUGAAUGGAUGGAUCUGUGGUUUGACAGUAAGGAUUAUCUGGUUUAAGCCCAUCUGGACUGGUGAGUGAAGUCUCUUAGGCAUGAAGCUGAAUGCUAACCAUUAGAGCUAAAGAGGCUUUACUUGACUUUUAAGUUUAGAAGCUGUUCUUGGAAACUAAAUAGUUGGAGACGAUCUCCCUGUAACUUCCUGAAUGCCUGAGUGACUAACUGCUCUCCUCAGAGUGGAGCAAUCUGCUCUCAAGUCCCUGCUCCAAUCUGCUAGCAUAGUCUUUCAGUGGAGAGUAUCUUGUAGGUGGUCAUAUCUUUUUUUUCCAGACAUAUAUUCUUGUAAACUGUGACAGCUGUCUCUAAGUCUUUAUUUAUGUGACAUGAAUAUAUUUGUUGUCCCAGAACGUUGAAAUUCAUUUGUCUGUACCAACCCAUUGCUUUUCAUCUCCUCUGAAGAAAUUAGUUUUAAAGGGAGGUUACUUCAACAAGAUGUGGCACCAAAUCUCUUGCUGAAGAGCACAUGUGAAUAUUUAUAGUGUGUUUGCUUUCCUUCUAGGCUUGGUUUGUAUUGUUUAUAUUCAAUGUGUUGUGGCUGAUUUGUAAUAUUAUAUUGAAAGUUAUUCCCUUUAAAUAAACUUUUCACUAUGCAAUCACAA
Messenger RNA from Centrocercus urophasianus (Greater sage-grouse), 6135 nucleotides. It is a transcript of the gene TMED8, whose product is annotated as transmembrane p24 trafficking protein family member 8. NCBI's taxonomy places the organism in Eukaryota, Metazoa, Chordata, Aves, Galliformes, Phasianidae. The transcript is spliced from 6 exons. Bases 1 to 963 code for a protein of 320 amino acids. The record is from RefSeq and is a predicted model, not a curated record.